AGGCCAUCGCCAGUUUUUUGUUGUUUUACGUGCGCGUUGACAUUUUUGCAGCGCUUUUUAAUUUAUUAUUAUUAUUUAGGUCCAACUCCAUAAUGUUGGAUACGUGUUAGAGUUUAGAUCGAGUUCGAGUGACGCUAAAUUAUAUUAUUUUCCUACGGAACCCAUGACAAAAGCGCUGUUAGGCUGAUGUAUAAUUUAGCAAUCGAUGCGAACGUGUGCCAGUCAGUUUGCAAAAAUAGUAAAAUAGCCAAUUUGGCAUUAACCAGGAUUAAGUUAAGUUAUAGCGACUAAAACAAUGCACAUUCGACUGCAUUUAGUGCGCUUUAUGUACAUAAAUCUACUGCUGAGCUGCUGUUUCUGGUUGUACGACAAUGUGGCAGCUGCAGAUGCACAAACACAAAGUAACAAUGGUGGUUCAGCAGAGGCAACAACGGAUGCAUCUGUAAAAAAUCACAAAAAUCCGGAAGAACCGGCGGCGCCACCAAAACCGGAGCCUCCUCCUCCGCCACUCGACAAAGGAGUUCUUACAUCAGACUUGAAGGAUGGAGGUGAACCCUUCAUCGCCUCUGUUUCCUCCGGGGAGCCGAAAACUGGCAACAGGCCAAAACCCAAGGACACGUCAGUGCCCGUGGAAAAACACCCCGCGUUAACGGCAAAUAGCCCUAGUGAAUAUGUUAGUGAAUUCGAUUUAGCAACUAAUGAUGACGCCCCCUCAUCCACCGCCCAAGUGCCAAAUAAUCAAGUAAAUUAUAAUAAUGGAAAUAGUGCCGGUAAAGUGCAUAGUAUUAGUGAAUCGCAGCAAUUAGAGACACCAAAAAAACUGGAGGUGGAGCCGCAAUCGCCGGAGCUGCAGCAACAAAAACAAAAAAAACCGCCGGCGGAAGAAAGCUUUCCAGAGAUUAUUACGGAGCUGCCGACUGUCACAGUCACUGAGCUGCCUCUGGAUCGAGUGAAGCACCGCUUGGAGUCGAUAAUCCUGGAAGAUUCCCAGCUGGCAGCGGGAAACCACAGUGAUGAGGAGCCAGAUCAACAGCAGCCCACUCAUCAGGAUCCGCCUCAGAAAUUAUUUGAGGCUGACAAGGAAGUGCCUCAAAAGGAUGAGCAAAUGCCGAAGAUAAACGAUCCCGGAGGAGGCAUCGAAUCGGAUGGCUUAGCCACACAGGAAGCUACUUCGUCUGGCGAAGGCAACGAUACGAGUGAGGAGCUGCAGCCAGCGGGAGGAUCGCCGGGAUCCCCGGCAGCCAACGACACAGAGGCCACGGCCAAUCUGACGAAUGGCAACGAGGAGGUGCCCAUGCCCGUGUUCUCCGAGUGGGCGCAAAAGCAAAUGGAGGCGGAGGCCAGCCGGGAACAGGCCAUGGAGCUCGAGCAACAGGUGGUGAACAACUCGGCGCAGCGCAGGAACAACACUGGAUCGUCGAGUGGAAAGCCGCCGACAUUGAAGCUGCGCUCCAAGAACUACGCUUCGCCCGAUUGCGGAGCUAAGAUCAUCACCCACAACGCCGAAUCGAAUCAUCCGGAACAUGUGCUCACCCAGUCCAAGGAUGAGUACAUGCUGAGCACCUGCGAGAAUCGAAUCUGGUUCGUCGUGGAGCUGUGCGAGGCCAUUCAGGCGCAGAAGGUGGACAUGGCCAACUUUGAGCUGUUCAGUUCGUCGCCGAAAAACUUCACGGUUGCCGUUUCGAAGCGAUUUCCCACACGAGAGUGGAGCAAUGUGGGUCGCUUUGCGGCCGAGGACAAGCGAACCGUUCAGACCUUUGAACUGCAUCCCUAUCUGUUUGGGAAAUUCGUGCGCGUGGAGAUCAGCUCGCACUAUGCCAAGGAGCACUUCUGCCCACUCUCGCUGUUCCGAGUGUUUGGCACCUCCGAAUACGAGGCUUUCGAAACGGAAAUUCGACCCAGCGAUGAUCUGGAUGACUUCUACGAUGACUACGGAGCGCAGGAACAGAAGGCAACGGUGGGCAGUGGUGGCAACAUCUUCCAGAGCGCCUCGGAUGCGGUCAUGCAGAUGGUGAAAAAGGCAGCCGAAGUGCUGGUGAAGCCCACAAAGGCUCUGAAAUGGUCAGCGGAGUCGCUGCUCUGCCAAACGCCCGCCUUUGGAGCCUACAGCUGCAGCAAUUGCAACAGCACCUUGGUGGAGAAGAUCAACAGCCUGUUGUCCUGCCAGUUCCAGCAGCUUCAGCUGCUCCUCAGCCUCAGCCGUUUGAGGACAGAUCUCCUCCAGAGUCGCGUGUGCCAGGAGGAGUUCGGCAUAAGCUUAAUCGGUUCAGAGUUCUCGAGUAAAAUGGGCAAGCAGCAGAGCUAUUUUCUCAGCAUGCUGCCAGCGGAACACAUUGGAGCCAUGUGCAAGGUUAUCCAGGCGGAGCAGAAUGUCACCGAUCAACUGCAAUCGAAGCCGCCAGCCAUGAAGCACCAAGUGAGUCCACCGGAGCAGCUGCAGGAUAAUGCCACAGCUACGGGAGUUCGUCAAGAUUGUGAGGGAAGCAAGGAGAGUCCAACGAAGAGAAUCCCCGAGAAGGAACCGCCAACUCCAAGUCUCGAGGUUGUGGUGACCGAAUCCAGCAAAGAAGUGCCUUCAAUGGAAGACCAGUCGGCGGCCUCCAGUGAAACCGUUUCCACCACAAACUCCACGCCAGCCGAUGUGAACAUAUUCAAUGUGCCUGCCGAAGCCGAGGAAGUGGUGGUCAAAGUGCAGCUUCCUCCGGAACCCACAAUAGCGACAACUUUGGAGCCCAGCGAUGUGGAGUCGACCAUCAAUGCACCAACCACCAAUGCGCCACUAUCAUCCAGUGAAGCUGCAGCCAAUGACCUGGCCAUCGAGGAGGGUAAUCCGGCCAACUGGGAGAGUAUUGACAAUCUGCUGACCACCACAGUGGCCUCGAUUACCGCUGGCGGAGGAGCAGCUGCCGCUGCAGCCGCUGUGGUUAACGGCAACGGCAAUCUUGGAGUGGCAGGCGCCACUGGAGCAGGAGUUCCGGUCACCGGAUCCGGUGUGAAUCUACAGCAGAAGCUAACCAAUGGCGCCCAGUCGGAGAGUGUGUUCAUCAGGCUAUCGAAUCGCAUAAAGGCGCUCGAACGGAACAUGUCGCUGUCGGGACAAUACCUGGAGGAGCUAUCGCGGCGCUACAAGAAGCAGGUGGAGGAGCUGCAGCAGACGCUGACGCAACAGACGCUGACGGUGCGCCAGCUGGAGGACCAGAGCCGGCGGUAUGUGGAGCAGGAGCAGCUCUACCAGCAGCAGAGCGCGGAGCUGGCCGGCGAGGUGAGAGCGCUGUCCUACCAAGUGCAGGCCUGCAUCCUGGUCAUCAUCAUCGUGGGCACCGGCAUCUUCCUCAUGCUCGUCCUGGGCACCGUCUACUAUCGCAAGCUGCGCCGCCAGCAGCAGCAGUUGCUGCAGAAGAAGGAUCAGCCAGGUGGCAAUCCACCUGUGGCCAGCAAACCUAAGCUCGAUCGCCGCAAGUCCUACGAACAGAUGUCGUCGAAUCAAACGACGCCAAAGCAACGGCGUCCCAGCGAGGAGGCCAUGCUGAUUCUGAAGGAGUGCGGUGACAGCAACUUGCAGGAGCAGGAUCCUCCGAACAGGCAGCGCAAGAUAUCCGUUUGCUAUGGCAGCAACAAUAACAUAGCAGCCAAUAUGCUAAGUGCCACUACGAAUGGCGGUGGAAAUGGUGUCCGGAAUUCCCUGCACCGGCGCAAGGGAGCCAAGCACUCCUGGCACAACAGCCUGGACACCACUGAGACGACCUGUGGCGAGCAAACGGAUAAGUUCUUUGAUGUGGACACCCUCAAAAGCAUUAAGCAGAGUUCCAACAAAGCAGGCAAAAAGAAAUCCCAUCAGCAGCUGCAGCAAAUGGCGCUUAAGCGCCAGGAAUCCGCGCCAGCCAGCAUCACGCAGGAUCAGCUAGCCGAAGAGCCAGCCACGCAAAGCGAUUUCGACGAGAGCCUGAUGCUGGACGACGACGAUCUGGCCAACUUUAUACCCACCAGCGAUCUGGCCUACAACGAAUUCAUGCCCGAAGGACCUUCGGGCUACCAAAUACUGGACACAGUGGAUGGGAAGACGGGCAAAGAGCAGGGGACAAAGAAGUCGCGAAGGCUGUCCUCGCCAGCAUUCUUCAAGUCGCCAUUUAGCAAGAGCAAAAACAAGGGCUACAGCUUCAACGGCAUCAAGAACAGCCACUCGGUGCACGAGCCCACAUCCUGGGAGUGGUACCGGCUGAAGCGCGGCGAGAAGCAGCAACAGCAGGCGAAGCUCGCCUCCAAGAGCUUGCCCAGCGCAAGUUUGGACAGCUCAUCGCUGUCGGAGGUCAAUUUUCCCCUCAACACGAACACCGCCACGCAGAAUUCCUUUCGGAUACUGGGCGAGGCCAUUCUGUCCUCCGGGGAGGGACGCAUCACCCCGAAUGGGAAUGGCAAUGCAACGUCGGUUGGUCUGGCGAGCAGCAGCAGCGGAAGUGGCAGUGGUGGCAGCACCACCUCAUCGACCACCAAGAAGAAACAGCGCGCUCUCAACAACCUCUUUCGCAAAGCCUUUGAUUUUUAGUUAAGAAAACCCAGUGUUUCUAUUUAGGUAACGUUUUUAUAUCUGCGCAAAGAAUAAUUAUUCUUAUUGAUUCAAAUGGACCCCAGUUGGUUCGUUCGGAGGUUCGAUAAAUUGUUUGUACAAACGA
Molecule: messenger RNA, 4670 nt
Organism: Drosophila ficusphila
Lineage: Eukaryota; Metazoa; Arthropoda; Insecta; Diptera; Drosophilidae
Product: SUN domain-containing ossification factor
Exons: 6
Coding region: 296-4543 (1415 amino acids)
Biological process (GO): protein folding in endoplasmic reticulum
Cellular component (GO): cytoplasm; membrane
Source: RefSeq, a predicted model, not a curated record